Vespa velutina is the source of this 2186-nucleotide messenger RNA. Its product is annotated as succinate dehydrogenase [ubiquinone] iron-sulfur subunit-like. Gene Ontology annotation, cellular component: mitochondrial membrane. Gene Ontology annotation, biological process: aerobic respiration; respiratory electron transport chain; tricarboxylic acid cycle. The record is from RefSeq and is a predicted model, not a curated record. The transcript is spliced from 6 exons. NCBI's taxonomy places the organism in Eukaryota, Metazoa, Arthropoda, Insecta, Hymenoptera, Vespidae. Bases 162 to 1160 code for a protein of 332 amino acids. Gene Ontology annotation, molecular function: electron transfer activity; 2 iron, 2 sulfur cluster binding.
GGUGCUGUUUACACUAGAUACGUAUUUGAUCGUCGCUCAUUUUCAAUAUUUUGUUUUUGACAGAAAGGACAGAAUAAGUAUCCUUGCCAAAGCCGGAAUGUUCGAUAGAAUAAAUAUUAAAGUUUUGGGGGUUCUAUCAUAAAAUCUAUCGAUCGAAGGACAUGUUCCUUGCCGAUACUGGCGGCGUUUUAACUAGCCAAUUUUGUAAAAACGGCUAUAUUAAUGUAAAACGUAAUUCAUGGUUCGGUUUAAUAACUUUCCAUUUAAGAUAUUUAUCAUCAACGGAUAAAGGAAUACUCGGUAAAGAAAAGGCGGCCGUCAAGGAUUGCAAAACUUUAGACGAAAAACAAAUAAAGAAAACGAAAAUACAAGCGUUUCGCAUAUACCGAUGGAAUCCAGAAAAGCCAAAAGUAAAACCCCAUAUGCAACAAUACAACGUGGAUUUAAUGAAUUGUACUGGUACCAUGAUAUUGGACGCUCUAAAUAUUAUCAAAGCAGAUCUCGAUCCAACUCUAUCCUUUCGAAGAUCUUGCCGUGAAGGAAUUUGUGGAAGUUGCUCUAUGAACAUCAAUGGUGUUAAUACUCUAGCUUGCAUCACAAAAAUAGAACAUUCAUCGAAACCGAUUAUUAUUUAUCCUUUACCACAUACCUAUGUAAUCCGAGAUUUAAUUGUGGAUAUGACACAUUUUCUUAGCCAAGUUCAUUCAACUGAACCAUUUUUAAAACGUCCCGGAGAAGGCAGCUUUCUUGGUUUAAGACAAAUCUUACAGAGUCAGAGAGAUAGAGAUAAACUUAAUUCAUUAUACGAGUGUAUCCUUUGUGGAUGCUGUUCAUACUCCUGUCCUCCAUAUUGGUGGUUAGGGGAUAAAUAUUUAGGACCAGCUGCUCUUUUACAGGCAUACAGAUGGAUGAUGGAUUCACGAGAUAUGGCGUACAAAGAGAGGCUUAGUAAACUAAAAGAUUUUUAUUCGGUUUAUCGAUGUCACACCAUCUUUAAUUGUACUAAAACAUGUCCGAAGGGUUUAAAUCCUGGAAAUGCAAUAGCUCAAAUAAAACGACAUCUUGCUGGACUUACGUCUAAACAGGAACCGGAUUUAGAAACACCAAUGCCGAAUCCUUGUCCUGGUGAAGAAGAUAUUUACUCUUGUAGAAAGGAAUGAUGAAUAAUGCAAUAUCGAUGAUCUUCAAAUAAAACAGUUCAUGUUGAAUUAUAUUUUUUGGAUGUAUAAUAUACCAACUAUACUCAAGUAAAAACAAACAUAAACAUAACGCAACAAAACAAAUUUAUUGUCACAUAUGCUCGUAUUCUAUUAUGUGAAACUUCGCUUAAAUUAUUUAUAAUGAAAUGAUACAAGAUAUUUUAUUACUAUGUCACGAUGAAAGAAAACCCACUAUAAAGUAGAUCAAACUUUUAAAUUAAUUAAAAAUAUAUGCAAAAUAGAGAUAACAUAAGAUGUUAGAGAUAAAGGUUUCUUUCUAUGUCAGAAUAACACAUAUUUCUAUUGACAUGAUAAUGAGUCAAAAUAAAAUACAUGAACUAGAAAUCACAUAUAAAUCCUUAUUGAAAAAAUCAACAGUAUAAAUCACAGAUAUACAAGCACCACGUAUGUUGUUAAUGAAAAAUGUGAUUGGAUUAUUUGUUGCAUGUAAAUUUGUUUUUUAGAUUACGCGUUAUAUGUAUACACAUCACUACAUUUAUAUGGAACAUAUAAAUAUCACAACAAAAUCAUUCAAUAAUAGAAAAAGGUAAACGUAUUACGCUAUUCUUUGUGUGAUUAACAUAAUUAUUUUAUUUAAAAAAAGUCAAUACUCUCUUCAUUAUUUGUACUAAUAAUUACAUAGACCCGCUAGCAGGCUGUAUUUAGUCAAAAUAUCUAUAAUUCUAUUCUUGGUCGUUUCAACAGACCUGCAUACGUGUCAUGUUUGUAUCUAUCAUCUGUAAGUAAAUUUAUAGGAGGGCAGUUCUCGUCCUUAUCAUAAUUAAUUAAUGAAUGUACAGUAUUACGCAUAAAAUGAUCUUGUAGCCAAGGAUGUAAUAACACCUGCUUGAUGGUAAUUCGCUUUUUAGGAUCUACUGUCAUCAUACGUUUAAUCUAAAAAUCAAAUCUUUUUGUUUUAUAUAAUUCUACAUUUUUUUAUCUGUAUUAUUACAUAUAAAUAUAUAUAUAUAUAUGUAAAUUUUCGAA